UAUGGAUGUUCCAAGAAGGACAGUGGACAACCAGCUGCUAAUGUGUGUACAAACCUUGCAGAUAAUCAGAAACCAUGGCAGGACACCUUCAGCUGUCAUUCAACAACAUCAGUAUAGUCUGGGCCCACAAUAAACCACAGGUGCCGGUCUCAGUUUGUAGUCCAAGUUGUCCCCCGGGCUAUAGGAAGGCUGUUCAAAAAGGAAAACCAAUCUGCUGUUUUGACUGCAUACCAUGUGCAGAGGGAGAAUUCAGUGAUAUAACAGACUCUAUAACUUGUAUCAAGUGCCCUUCGGAGAUGUGGUCUAAUGGAAAAAAAGAUUCCUGUGUCUUAAAGCUGGUCGAAUUCCUUUCGUUUGAGGAAGUAAUGGGGAUAAUUUUUGUCUCAUUUUCUUUGUUAGGAUUAUCCUUCACAAUUUGUAUUGCUGUAAUUUUCUUUAAACACAAGGAGACACCAAUUGUUAGAGCAAAUAAUUCUGAGCUGAGCUUUUUGCUACUCUUUUCUCUGUCCAUGUGCUUCCUCUGUUCACUUACAUUUAUUGGUCAGCCGUCUGAAUGGUCCUGUAUGCUACGUCACACAGCAUUUGGGAUCACCUUUGUCCUCUGUAUCUCCUGUGUUUUGGGGAAAACUGUAGUGGUGUUAAUGGCAUUUAAGGCUACACUUCCAGGCAGAAACGUCAUGAAAUGGUUUGGGCCUUUACAGCAAAGACUCAGUGUACUUGCUUUUACUCUUGUACAGGUCAUUAUUUGUGUCCUGUGGUUAAUAAUAUCUCCUCCUUUUCCAUAUAAUAACAUGAGGUACUACAAAGAAAAGAUCAUAUUAGAAUGUAAUGUAGGCUCUGCUGUAGGAUUCUGGGCUGUACUGGGUUAUAUAGGACUCUUGGCUGUUCUGUGUUUUAUUUUGGCUUUUCUGGCCCGGAAACUGCCUGACAAUUUCAAUGAAGCCAAAUUCAUCACAUUCAGCAUGCUCAUAUUCUGUGCAGUUUGGAUCACCUUUAUUCCUGCAUAUGUCAGCUCUCCUGGAAAAUUCACUGUAGCAGUAGAGAUAUUUGCCAUUUUAGCAUCAAGCUUUGGUUUACUUUUUUGCAUAUUUCUUCCAAAGUGCUACAUGAUUAUACUGAAACCAGACAAGAAUACUAAAAAACAAAUAAUGGCUAAAGCACCUGGGAAAUGA
Clarias gariepinus (North African catfish) is the source of this 1172-nucleotide messenger RNA. RefSeq names its product vomeronasal type-2 receptor 26-like. The record is from RefSeq and is a predicted model, not a curated record. Gene Ontology annotation, biological process: G protein-coupled receptor signaling pathway. Gene Ontology annotation, cellular component: membrane. Lineage: Eukaryota; Metazoa; Chordata; Actinopteri; Siluriformes; Clariidae. The transcript has 4 exons. The coding region runs from base 75 to 1172 and encodes 365 amino acids. Gene Ontology annotation, molecular function: G protein-coupled receptor activity.